CUAUACAAUCUGAUUGGUGCUGAAAUGUAUUACGUAAGCAGUCUGCAAUCUGAUUGGUGCUGCAUGAUUUUCUGCAGCAGAACGAAUGCUAGAUAGGGCUGAAACCUGUCCCCCCAUUUUAUGGCUGGGGACGGGCAUGCCUAGUCGGGCGCCGCCGCCCUCUACCGUUUCCCGGAAGGAGGUCGGGCCUAUCCACAGUUUUGUUCUGUUGUUGGAAUUCCAACUGUGAUGGACUAAUGAGAAAAAAAGUAUGUACAGAUCUAAUGGAAUGUACAUAUCUAUAUUUAUAGACUAGAAUGUGGAUCAGUGGCGGAUCCAAGGGGGGAUCCCAGGGUGCCAUGGAUCCCCCCUUUCAAACUAAGCUAUUGUGGCUUUACUACAGCUACCAGCUAGCUAUUUAUCAGUAUUGUAGCUAUUUAUCAGUAUUGUAGCUUGAUUCAAUGAUUGUACCUGUUGUUCUGAUGCAUCAACUGCCAAGGAGUGUUCAGGUUAGCCUAGGUUAGCUAGUUGACUGUUCGUGGCAGAGCUAGCUAGCUCUACGCAAGUUUAUUAUGGGACUUCCCCUGGGAUUUUACCUAGUCACGUGUGACCGGAAGUGGGCGUAACCCCAAAAAAUUUCGCGCUGCGCGCGACUUUCACUACUCACGCUGUGCACUCGUAGUUUGGAACCCCCCUUUCAUAUUUCCUGGAUCCGCCACUGUGGAUCUCAGAUAAGUCUGAGUCACAUGUGUUUUUUGUCAGUUCUCUCAAUUUAUUGAUUUUGAUCAUGAGAGUUCUCAACGAUAGACACUUAAAAUAUAGGCUGUUGCUAGUCUAGCCUAUCAGUCUAUCACAUUUGGUGGCAGCGGUUUUGGAAGCAAGAAGCUCCAGUGAAACUACGAGAUCGAGACUAUAUGACUGAACAAAGCCAGUGGACAGCAAGCACCUUGAGAUCUGGAAAGACUUACAAGCAAGCAAAUAAACUAGAAGAUAUGACAUCAGAAGAUGAUCAUGCCGAAAGGCCAGACCCAAUGGCAGAGAUGCUACAAUUGUUGAUGGAAGACCGCAUGCAGAAGACACGAUGAAGAAGUUGCGGAGGAGAGAAGGCAGCGUGCCGAGGAACAAAUCUGUGAUAAAGAAUGAAGGCUGUACGAAGACGAAAGGCGAGAAAUUGAGAGUCAAAGACAGAUGGAACUGUUUCAAGGACUGCUCACAGGAAUACACAAACAAGGAGAAUCUGCAGAACGGCGGGCAGAGAAAGAUAGAGAUGUAUAGCUGACCAAGCUAGCAGAAACCGACGAUAUAGAGGCGUAUACCUUACAACUUUUGAAAGGAUGAUGACCUCAUAUGAAAUUCCAGCUGACCGAUGGGUGUACAAGCUAGCUGACUGGACAGGCGCAGAAAGCCUAUGCUGCAAUGCCUACAGACGAAGCAAUCGACUACGAAACAGUGAAAAAAACGAUUUUGAUACGAUACGAUAUCACGAAAGAAAGUUAUCGACAUCGAUUCCGAACCGCAACACGAAAAACGGGCGAGAGCAGUCGAGAACUGGCUACUCGACUCAAUGACCUGGCGAGCAAAUGGCUGCAGGAAUGUAAAACCGUAUACGAAAUUCGAGAUUUAAUUGUAAUGGAACAAGUGAUCGAUACGUUACCGUUGGAGGUACGGGUUUUUGUCAAAGAAAGACAACCCUGCACGAGCGCUGAAGCAGCAAAACUUGCUGACGACUAUUGGCAAGCAAGGAAACCAUCACUCGGAAGGCGAAUGGAGUCUAAUAGACCACAAGCUGGUCUAAAAUUUUGCCAUACAUGUGGGAAGCAAGGACAUUUGUCGAAAGACUGUAGAAACAAAACACCGGGGAAACCCGACUGGAAACCCCAAAACAGUGGAAACAGUGGAGUCAAGAAAGACCUCAAAGACAUAGAAUGUUUUAAUUGCCAUAAGAAAGGCCACUACUCCUCGAACUGUCCCGAGCGAGCAGGAGCACUGUUCUGUACAGAGAGGCGAAUAGAUUACCAAGGACAAUCAAAUACAAAGAAAACAGAAGUCCAAGCCAAACCUAGUGUCGUAAAAACUGGCUCAGUUGAAGGAAAGAAAGUGGAUAAUAUCCUAUUAGACACAGGAUGCUCAAGAACUCUCAUUCGAAAGGACCUAGUUCCUCAGCAUAAGCUACUACACGGAGAAGUAGUUGCAAUUCGUUGUGCACACGGAGAUACAGUACUGUACCCCCUAGCAGAAGUCGAUUUGGAGGUGGAGGGAUACCUAAUUUAUGUGGAAGCAGCCAUCUCGGAUACACUCCCUAUGCCCAUACUCCUGGGCACAGAUGUACCCGAACUCACGGCGAUACUUAGAGGUGAUCCAACCACGAAGAAAGUGGUGCCUCAGCAGGCAUUGGCCGUGGUGACGAGAGCAAGUGCCAUAAAGCAGCGAGAAGAAGAGGAAAUGACUGCCCAAAAAGAAAAAGAGUCGGGCGCCCAUUCAAAAACACUUGAAGUUGAGAUGCAAUUGCCAGUCAAGGAAACUGUAGACAGCGAGAGUGAGUCAAAAGUACAUUAUUUGGAAACUGUAGACAGCGAGAGUGAGUCCCAAAAAGAAGUACAAAACUUGGAAACUAUUGGCAACGAGAACCUAAGUGACGUGCCCUUUCAAGAUUUGGAGGAUGAACUGUUUGUCCCAAGUCGAAACAGAGAGACCUUCACAAGAAAGGAGAAAUGCCAACAGCGAGCAAAACAUUUCGAAAAAUGCAAAAAUAUGCAGUCGGAAUUGCACCCAUUGGACAUUUCACUCUCUAAAUUCAAAGAAUUGCAGCAAAGGAUGAUACCUUAAAACAGUGUGUCGAGGCAGCGGAAGGCAGCCCAUCAACAGCAGGGGUAGGGUUCUAUCAAAAUGAUGGCCUACUCUUUCGCAGGUGGAUACCCCCCAAACAAGGGGCGGACGGAGUGGAAGUGGAGCAACUGGUACUCUCAAGGCAUUGCCGAGAAGAAGUACUGAAAUUGGCCCACAGCGUACCUUUAGCAGGCCACAUGGGCAAAGAGAAGACUGCAAGGAGAAUUCUGCAACGAUUUUACUGGCCUACCUUAUAUCAAGAUGUAGCGAUGUCUCACAUGCCAAAAAUCUACACAAAGCAGAACCAAACGAGCACCGCUCAUCCCACUCCCAACUAUUCAGGAGCCCUUCAAGAGAAUAGCGAUGGACAUUGUUGGUCCACUCCCAAGAAGCAAUUCGGGCAAACGCUAUAUUUUGGUUAUAUGUGAUUACGCGACCCGAUACCCUGAGGCUAUACCACUCAAAAGCAUCGAUGCCCCACACAUAGCCGAACAGCUGAUGACACUGUUCUCACGAGUUGGAAUACCAGAGGAAUAUGUUCACACUUUCGCAUUUGUCAGUCUGCCAAGCUUCUCGGACGAUAUCGAGUGGUCCGCGAACACUUCGGCCAUACAGUAGCUCGAAUGGAGAAAAGCCUGUGGACGAUUGUGGUACUUCACGAUAUGCAAAUAGUAAAUAUGGGAUUACUUUGUCCCAGUCUUUCCUUCAUCCUUUGUUGCCUUUCUGAGCAUUCUUUUCAAAGUUUAAUUAAAUCUUUCUACUACAUUGUAGGCCAUCAGUUUGGGGAUGGUAUGGUGUGGUACGAAUGGGGUGUACAUGGAGCAUCCGAUAAAUCUCCGUUAGAAGUGUUGAAGUACAAUUACUUCCUUGGUUUCUCCUACAUCAUGAAGAUGCGAGAUCGACUCGAACGAGCGACACAAGUGGUAAAAAUGA
Messenger RNA from Halichondria panicea, 3738 nucleotides. RefSeq lists its product as uncharacterized. Lineage: Eukaryota; Metazoa; Porifera; Demospongiae; Suberitida; Halichondriidae. Gene Ontology annotation, molecular function: nucleic acid binding; zinc ion binding. Bases 1396 to 2805 code for a protein of 469 amino acids. The transcript has a single exon. The record is from RefSeq and is a predicted model, not a curated record.